AUGGACCUGAGAAACAAAGUGAAAAUUGCAUUAAUUCAUCCUGAUCUAGGCAUUGGUGGUGCUGAGAGAUUAAUGGUUGACAUUGCCAUUGGGUUGCAAAAUUUGGGCCACACUAUAACUAUCCAUACAAACUUUUUUGAUCCAAACCAUUGUUUUAAAGAAGACUGUUCGCAGCUAAAAAUCGAAACCUAUGCUCAAGGUAUUCCAAAUACUUUCUUUAAUAAAUUCUACAUUUUAAUAAAUAAUUUGAAGCAAAUUUAUUUAAUUCUAUAUGUUCUUUUCUUUUACAAUGAAACUUAUGAUUUUUUUAUAAUAGACCAAAAUCCAAUUUCAAUUUUGUUUAUUUUCCUUUAUAGAUUCUGGCUUAAAUUAUUCAUCAAUAUAUUAAUAUUGGACGAAAAGCGUUACAAAAUACCCAGGUGUUUGUUUUAUUGUCAUUUUCCCGAUCAGAAUUUAGCUAAAAGAGACUCAAAUUUGAAAAAAAUUUAUAGGAUCCCAUUUGAUUUUAUUGAAGAAUUUUCAUUAUAUUUUUCUGAUAAAAUAUUUGUCAAUUCAAAUUUCACAAAAAAAGUAUUCAAUGAAACCUUCACUUGGUUAUCAAAAAAGUCAAAUAAUAAACCUUUGGUUAUUUAUCCUUGUGUUGAUUUAUCUAAAAUACCUCAAAAUAAUGACUUUUUUAAUGAAUUUGGGAAUUUUUUACAAAAUAAACCAAAUUUUAAAUAUUUUUUAAGUAUCAAUCGUUUUGAAAGAAAAAAAAACAUUGAAUUAGCAAUAAAAUCGUUUUCUAAAAUUCCUCUGUUAAAUGAUGAAAGCAAAAACAUUAAAUUAUUGGUUUCAGGCGGUUAUGAUUCAAAAGUAAUAGAAAAUGUUGAGUAUUUAAAGGAAUUGGAAAAUUUAACAAAAGAAUUACAAUUGAGUUCAACAAUAAUCAAUACAUCGACUCAAAAAUUUUCUUAUGAUUUGAUUUCCAAUUAUCAGGUUAUAUUUUUGCCUUCAAUUUCUUCAAAUUUGAAAGAUCUAUUUAUUUUGAACGCUGAAUGUUUGCUUUAUACUCCAUCAUAUGAACAUUUUGGCAUUGUUCCUUUAGAGGCAAUGAAAUUCAAUACCUUGGUUUUAGCUGAUGUCACUGGAGGUCCAACUGAGACCAUUUUGCCAAUUGAUAAAUUUGGUACAGAUGGAACUGGCUGGUUAAAAGAAACUGAUCCAAAUAUUUGGUUUAAAAUCUUGGUUAAAAUUUUGGAAUGGGAUGACAAUGAAAAAUCUCUUUAUAAAAAAAAUGGGUACAACCAUAUUGAGAAGAAUUUUACAAGAGAGGUUAUGUGUAGUAAGAUUGAUGAAGUUAUUCAAAAAAAUCUGUAA
Molecule: messenger RNA, 1359 nt
Organism: Ascoidea rubescens DSM 1968
Lineage: Eukaryota; Fungi; Ascomycota; Saccharomycetes; Ascoideales; Ascoideaceae
Gene: ALG2
Product: GDP-Man:Man(1)GlcNAc(2)-PP-dolichol alpha-1,3-mannosyltransferase
Exons: 1
Coding region: 1-1359 (452 amino acids)
Molecular function (GO): alpha-1,3-mannosyltransferase activity; GDP-Man:Man(1)GlcNAc(2)-PP-Dol alpha-1,3-mannosyltransferase activity
Source: RefSeq, a predicted model, not a curated record